This is a messenger RNA of Cynocephalus volans (Philippine flying lemur), 906 nucleotides long. RefSeq names its product retinol dehydrogenase 11 (gene RDH11). The record is from RefSeq and is a predicted model, not a curated record. The transcript has 7 exons. Bases 1 to 747 code for a protein of 248 amino acids. Lineage: Eukaryota; Metazoa; Chordata; Mammalia; Dermoptera; Cynocephalidae.
AUGGUUCAACUUAUGAUUGGUCUCCUGCUCCUCCUUCUCCCCGUCCUGCUGUACUUGGCUGCGCCCCGAAUCAGGAAAAUGCUGUCGAGUGGGGUCUGUACAUCAACUGUUCAGCUUCCUGGGAAGGUAGUUGUGGUCACUGGAGCUAACACAGGCAUCGGGAAGGAGACAGCCAAAGAACUGGCUCAAAGAGGAGCCCGCGUAUAUUUAGCUUGCCGGGAUGUGCAAAAGGGGGAAUUGGUGGCCCGAGAGAUCCAGACCGUGACAGGCAACGAGCAGGUGUUGGUGAGGAAACUGGACCUGGCUGAUACUAAGUCAAUUCGAGCCUUUGCUAAGGGCUUCUUAGAAGAGGAAAAACACCUCCACAUCUUGAUCAACAAUGCGGGUGUGAUGAUGUGUCCCUACUCUAAGACAGCAGAUGGCUUUGAGAUGCACAUGGGAGUCAACCACUUGGGCUCUGGCGUUACAACGUUCUCUGUACACCCUGGCACAGUCCACUCUGAAUUGACUCGGCACUCAUCUUUUAUGAGAUGGAUAUGGCGGCUUUUUUCCUUCUUCAUCAAGACUCCUCAACAGGGAGCCCAGACCAGCCUAUACUGUGCCUUAACAGAAGGUCUUGAGCUUCUAAGUGGGACUCAUUUCAGUGACUGCCAUGUGGCAUGGGUCUCUGCCCAGGCUCGUAAUGAGACAAUAGCAAGGCGGCUGUGGGAUGUCAGCUGUGACCUGCUGGGCCUCCCAAUGGAUUGACAGGUAGUAGCAACUGGACCCAAAAUUAGAUUGCAGCAGACUUCGGAGUACUUCUUGCCAAAAUGGUUCUCCUUCGAGGUGGCCAAAACAUUGAGCACAAAGAGAGCGAAACCUUCCGGCCUUGCCUGCUUUUGUCCAGAUAAACCCAGUACACCGCCA